AUGAGUCGUAAGGAAACGUGGGAUUGGAAAAUUGCCAACAAAAAGAAGGGUGGGUGGAAUGUCGAUAAGGUUUCUGCACCUUUCUUUCUCACCAAUUUUCCUCCUGACUUGGAUAAUAAGCAACUUUGGUCCAUUUUUGAAAAGUAUGGGAGGGUUUUAGAUGUUUAUAUUGCCCGAAAGUUGUCCAAGUUUGGGAAACGUCAUCAUGUUUUUGUUUCUUUGGCCAAGUUUGGAAGGGAGAACACUCAUGUGCAUGGGGAGUCACAGGUGCAUGUGCAUACUAUUGGUGGGGGUAAUAAUAAUUCUCAUAAGGUAACUUAUGCUAAUGCUGUGAAGGGUGUGAUUUUAAAGGCGAAUAAGGCUAAGUUGUCGCUUACUCUUGAGGGUAAGGAUCUUGUUAAUGAUUUGGCUUUGAAACCAUCAGUUUUUUGUCAAGUUAGAAGUGUUAGGUUGAUCCAGAAGUUAUUAGUCUUGCUGAAAGUGGAAGGCCUGUGGUUAAUGGGUUUAAAGUAUUGGAGAGGGUUGUUUGGAUUGAAAUUCUACGAUGGUGCGGUGAAUAAGGUGGCAGGAAUUUGGGGUGAAGUGUGUUUCUUGGAUGAUGAUAAUCAAGCUCCAUUGGCGAUUAAAAGAGUUUGUAAUAAAACAACUAAACCUUCAUUAAUUCAUGAUAAAUUGUCUCUGGUGGUACAAAGAAUUCUGUAUAAUGUAGUGGUUAGAGAAUUUUCAAAUUGGGAACCUGAUAUUUUAUGUAAUGAAGAAGCACUAGAUUGUGAUCUACCUUCUCUCUCGGGUGAUUCGGAAAAGGGUGUUAAUGGUUUUGAUGAUAUUGUAGCUGAAGAAGAAGGGGAAGUGACACCUAAGGGUAAAGUUAAGUAUAUUGAUAUGGAGAAUGAUAAUUCAUUUGGCAUUGAGCAGGAUUAUGUUAGUAACAGGGGGCAGGUUUUGUGGACCGGAAAGGCCGAUUUUUUCAAAUAG
Lactuca virosa is the source of this 975-nucleotide messenger RNA. The record is from the annotation of a GenBank genome assembly. Lineage: Eukaryota; Viridiplantae; Streptophyta; Magnoliopsida; Asterales; Asteraceae.